AUGUCCGCCGCCGCGCUCGUCCCGACCGUCCUCCCGUCGCGUCCGCGCGCCGCCUCCUCCUCCUCCUCCUCCUCGCGCCGCCCCCUCGGACGCGCCGUCGUCGUCGUCACGCGAGCCGCCGGGGGCGCCAUCCGUCGCGAGGUGCUGUCGCGAGAGGAGCGCACGAAGAUCGUCACGGUGGACGACGCCAACUGGUACGCGCUUCAGCGGCUCGUGACGCACGUGGACGACGAGUUCCUCGCGCAGCUCACGCAGCUGUACCGCGAGCGCGUUCCUACGGGCGCGCGCGUGCUCGACAUGUGCAGCAGCUGGGUGUCGCACCUGCCGGAGGAGGUUUCGUACGAGGAGGUGGUGGGGCACGGGAUGAAUAUCGAGGAGCUGUCGAAGAACCCGCGACUCGAUCGGUUCUUCGUGAGGAACCUGAACGAGAGCCCCGGGUUCGCGGCGAAGGAUAACUCCUUCGACGCGGUCCUGUGCUGCGUCUCCGUGCAGUACUUGCAGCGCCCGGAGGAGGUGUUCGCGGAGGUGUACCGCGUCUUGAAGCCCGGCGGCGUCUUCAUCGUGUCGUUCAGUAACCGGCAGUUUUACGAGAAGGCGAUCCGGGCGUGGAGAGACGGGAGCGGGUACAGCCGCGCUGGGUUGGUGAAACAGUACUUCGACUGCGUGGAGGGGUUCACGCGCGCGGAGGUGAUCACGGAGGUGGGAGUGACCCCGGACGAUUCCAUCGUGGGGAAGUUGAGACGGUUCGUGAAGAGGAGCGCGUCCGAUCCCUUCUACGCGGUGGUCGCGUAUCGCAACUUUCAACCCAUCGUCGAGGACUGA
Molecule: messenger RNA, 822 nt
Organism: Micromonas pusilla CCMP1545
Lineage: Eukaryota; Viridiplantae; Chlorophyta; Mamiellophyceae; Mamiellales; Mamiellaceae
Exons: 1
Coding region: 1-822 (273 amino acids)
Molecular function (GO): S-adenosylmethionine-dependent methyltransferase activity
Source: RefSeq, a predicted model, not a curated record